Molecule: messenger RNA, 1023 nt
Organism: Metopolophium dirhodum (rose-grain aphid)
Lineage: Eukaryota; Metazoa; Arthropoda; Insecta; Hemiptera; Aphididae
Product: COMM domain-containing protein 3
Exons: 4
Coding region: 326-925 (199 amino acids)
Biological process (GO): sodium ion transport
Source: RefSeq, a predicted model, not a curated record
AUCUUAGAGAUUUCUGUAAAAUAUUAAUUCAUUUUCAUAAUAAAUUUUAUUAUUAAUUAUUAAGUAUUAAGUAAAUAGUAAUUUUAAAGUUUUGACAUAAAUAAUAAAUCAUUCAUAUUUGAUAAUUAGUAUAAUAUUAAACUAUUAUAUAUAGACCUAUAAACUAAGUUUAUCUUAGUUUAUGGUCCUUAAUAUUAUACAAUAUUAAUUGAUCAUAGAUCUUGACAUGAUCCAAGGUAUGUAAUUUAAAUUUGGAAAUAUUUAUUACUGAAGUAAAUAUCCAAUAAACGUAUAAGUACCUAGGUAGGUACUAUUUAAAGCCAAAAUGAAUAUAUCAACUGAAAUUGAACUUGGACUGAAACGGUUGUGUAACCCAGCACUGAUAAACGACAAAUGUUUCGAAACAUUAAUACAAAAGGCUGAAAAGAUACUGGGAACAUUGUUAGGUGAUACUUCGGAACAGACAUUUGAUGAUGAGUCUACCGUAUGCAUAACGUCUAAACAAGAUAUUGCUAAAGAAGCAUAUGCUUCAUUGAUAACUCUGUUUACAAUUGCUAAUCGACAUUGCCUAGACGGAAAGUCAUUGAAUCAAAACCUACAAACAAUAGUUUUGGCUAAUACUGAUCGUUUACCAGAAAUCAUCAAAACCUAUGAAUCUGUUAGACCACGUCUUUUGGAAGUUUCAAAGAUUACCACUACAUCUUUGGCUAAUGUGGUUGAUGUUGAAUGCCGCCUCGAUUACUGUGUACAAUCUAGUGUUUUUGAUGACGUUUCCGAAUUCUUAUACAAAGUGCGGCUGAAGACAAUAGACAAUGGUACAAUAAAAUUCAUUGACUUCGUCUGCAAUACACAGGAACUUCAAGAACUAGUUUUUAAGUUAAAGGACGCAGUUCGACAUUUAGAAAAAAUUGCUUCUGCCAGUUAAGAUUCACAAAAUAUGUUAUCAAAUUCAAUCAAUAGUCUAUGCAAUUGCUCAAUCCUAAUUGUUCUUAUUGGGUACAUAAUAUAUUUUACGAUAUUUUA